UGUUUUGUCGUGCAUUGAGCAACAAGGAAAAAUUCUCGUACUUAAAUAUUUAUUUUGUAUAUUUUAAGUCUUGACAAAUUUCAAAGUUUUCUUUUUAAAAUGGGUGCGGCGCGUUCACAACCUAUCAUUGAAGAGGACGUUCGUGCCUACUCAAAAUUCUUGGAAAAAUUCAAAGAUACCCACUCCUAUCUAAGUGAAAAUGAGGUUGAGCAAAAUGCUGUAAUGACAUGGGAUACUAUGACUCCCGAGCAGAAGAGCCAAUUUCUCAAUAAUGAGGAGAAGGCUCGUGCUUAUAUCAAACACGAGUAUAUCCCUAAAAAUGCCAGCACCAGGACGAUACCAAAACCAAAGCCAAAGCAAAAAGUAAAACCGAAACCGAAAAAAAAACCAAUUGCGGCAAAAACAAAAAUUACCACUUCACGCAAAUCGCAGAAGGCAAUCAAUUCAAAAACAAAGGGAAAGAACAUGCAUUUAUCACAUUGCUCAAAUAACGCGUUUCGUCAUUUUAUUCGGGAGUUCCGGAAACGCAACAGUGAUCUUGAUUUGCAAACAGCCGUCAAGCUAGGCGCUAAAGCUUGGUGCCUACUCUACCAAGAGGAGAGGGAAAUGUUGAAAAAACUUAUUACCAAGAAAGGUUCGAUAAGUGACGUCAGUUUUAUGUACCUAUAACCGACUUGCAUAUGCUAAAUCUUUGGGUUAAAUAUCUAAAUUUGUAUUUAUUUAUUUAAAUACAUUUCAGCUUCUU
Molecule: messenger RNA, 745 nt
Organism: Drosophila novamexicana
Lineage: Eukaryota; Metazoa; Arthropoda; Insecta; Diptera; Drosophilidae
Exons: 3
Coding region: 100-669 (189 amino acids)
Biological process (GO): spermatogenesis; sperm DNA condensation
Source: RefSeq, a predicted model, not a curated record